AUGAGUGCCAGGGCCACACGGCCCCGAAGCCGGCGAGGGAGGCACGCUCUGCCCGGUGAGCUGGACCCUGUGGCAGAGAGUUCAGAAGAGGCUGAGGCAGCCAGUGGGAGCUCCGAGCCGGGCCCUGUGCCAUCUCAGGAUAGCUGCAAGCCAGAGCCGCUGGGCCCUGAGGCGGAGGCCAAAGGUCAGGGCCUGGAGAGCAGAACUUUCCAUGUCUCACCUCUUCACAGGACUGACAAAGAAGUUGAUGGGGACUCUAGCAGGGGACCUGCUCCAGCCCCCGAGGGGCCCUAUGAGCCUGCCCAGGAAGCCCAGCAGGCCCCAGAGGCAGCCCCACGGGACAGGGAGAAUGUCCCCUCUGGACCCAGAGCCCCUGACGUGUUUCAGACUCUCCAGCAAGCCCUGAGCUCUCUGGAAGCCACUGCUGCUGCCUGGCGCCACCAGCCCCCAAGAUGUCCUGGGCCGUUGGAGGCAAAGGACAGAAGCGAGGGGGGACCAAAGCCCUGCUUGGAGCAGGAGCAGGCUGGGAGCUGCCAGCGGGAUGCAGCCCGAUUGACUGAAAGGAACGCCUGGCUGCGUUUGGCCCUGGGCAGCCGUGAGGACGAGCUGAUCCGCACACAGAACUCCCUGAAGGCCUUCCAGGCUGAGAAGGAGAUGCUGCAGAGAGAGGUCCAGGAGCUGCAGGAUUCCCUGCUGAGGCUGAAGCCCUUCCCACCUCCCUCCUGUGACCAAGCAGGCGGCUCGGGUAGUGGUUCCAGCAGCUCUGGGGCUGAUGGGGAGACCUGGGGCACUCAGGAUCCCUUCUCCCUGGCUCACCCCCUGCUCCGGCGCCUCCAGAGUGAUUCCAGCACCCAGAUGCUUGGGUCUCUCCCCACCCAGCUCCUUGCCCCCGAGAUGCACAUCAUGGAAGCCCAGAUGGAGCAUCUCCAGGGGAACAUUGAGAAGCUCAAAUGCUUCAACCGUCUGCUGUCAGCUGUGCUCCAGGAGUACAAGGGCCGGUGUGAGGGCCUCAGCAUGCGGCUGGGCCAGCGGGAGGCUGAGGCCACUGCAUUGCGUCUAGCCUUGCAGUAUAGUGAACACUGUGAGGAGGCAUAUGGGGCCUUGCUCACUCUUCGGAAGGCAGACUCAGGAGCAGGAGAAGGAGCCUUCAUGGAUGACUUGGAGGCGGCUGAGAAGGAAGCUCAGAGGCUUCUGGUGCAAGAGGAGGCUGCCAUGGAUGGAGGGAUACUGCAGGAUCCACGUCCAAGCCCUGAGGGCAGCAGUGUGGAUAGGCCGACACCACAGGAGGUGGCUAUACAGCUCCAGGGCUACGUCAAGCGUCUUCAGGAAUGCCGUGCUCUGGUGAAGAUUCCCCCAGAGCCUGGUCCCACCUUGGCACCCAUGUCUGCUGUGCCCCGUGCAGAAGCCAUGGUGCAGGCCAUUCUGGGGACCCAGCCUGGCCCAGCCCUGCCCCGGCUGGAGAAGAUGCAGAUCCAGGAGGACCUGGUGGCCACACGGGAGACCCUAGCAGACCUGAUGCUUCAGCUACAGCUGGUGCGGCGGGAGAAGCGGGCUCUGGAGCUGCGGGAGGCUGCCCUCCGAGCCCAGGGCCCAGCCCACGUGCUCCUGCUGGAGCAGCUGCGCUGGGAGCGUGCAAAGCUCUGGACUGGUGGGGCCAACAGCAGUGGUGGAGACAGCAGUGGAGGCGGGAGCAGUGGAGAUGAAGAGGAGUGGUCCCAGGGCCCUCCGGCUCUCCCUGGUGGCAGCAGGGCUGUUGAUGGAGGCCAAGUGAGCAAAGUGCAGAACCCAGAAGAGGUAGCCCAGGAACUGUCAGCAUCACUCACCCGGGCUCUGAGCCUGCGGGAGCAGCUGCAGUCCUUGCGGGAAGAGCUGGAAGAGGUGGCUCAGAAGGGGCGAGCCAGACGUGCUCAGAGUACUGAGCUGAACAGUGAUUUAUGCAAAGCUCACAGUGCCCUGGUCAUGGCCUUCCGUGGUGCCCACCGGAAGCAGGAAGAGCAACGGCGGAAGCUGGAGCAGCAGGUGGCACUAAUGGAAGCCCGACAGGCAGAGGAGCUGGCAGUGCUGGAAGCUACCGCAAGGGCCCUGGGGAGGCCCAGACCGCCCUGCCUGCCUCCCCGGCCAGGGGGGACCUUUCUAUAA
Messenger RNA from Mesoplodon densirostris (Blainville's beaked whale), 2139 nucleotides. RefSeq names its product USH1 protein network component harmonin binding protein 1 (gene USHBP1). The coding region runs from base 1 to 2139 and encodes 712 amino acids. NCBI's taxonomy places the organism in Eukaryota, Metazoa, Chordata, Mammalia, Artiodactyla, Ziphiidae. The transcript is spliced from 12 exons. The record is from RefSeq and is a predicted model, not a curated record.